AUGUUCCUUGUGGUUCAGGCAUCAAUAUAUAAUGAGCCAUCAAUUCAUGAAUCUUAUAUUUCUUUAGACCUGCGUCUUGUGAAUGGCACCUCACCAGGGCAGGGACGCGUGGAGGUAUACCACGCCGGCGAGUGGGGGACAGUCUGCGACGACCGGUGGAGUCUGGAGAACAUCAACGUAGUCUGCCAGGCUCUGGGAUACCCUGUAGCCAGCGAGGAUAACCUACCGCUCCAAACCAGCUUCGGACACGGCAUGGGGAAUAUUAUCCUUGAUGAUGUGACGUGUUUGGGCAACGAGACGGAUCUCUUUGAGUGCCAGCACGAGCGGUAUUUUGAGACUAACUGCGGGCACAGUGAGGAUAUUAGUGUGACCUGCCUUCCAGUGGUUCGUCUGGUUGGCGGUAGAGCACCUGAAGAGGGCAGGCUUGAGGUGUACCAUGAUGGACAAUGGGGGACGGUCUGCGACGAUGGGUGGGAUAUGAACGAUGCCAACGUCGUGUGUCGCAUGCUUGGUUACGCUGCUGCAGCGGACCCUCUCCUGACCGUCUUCCAGCUGGGCAGUGGGAACAUCUUCCUGGAUGAGGUGAAUUGCCAUGGCAACGAGACGAAUAUCUGGGACUGCGAGAGCGAAGGACUGAUGGUCCAUAACUGUGGGUCCAGCGAGGAUGUAGGGCUGCGAUGCAAGACAGGAGGUGAGGUGCUUGAAAUUGGUACAUAG
Messenger RNA from Strongylocentrotus purpuratus (purple sea urchin), 717 nucleotides. Its product is annotated as deleted in malignant brain tumors 1 protein-like. The record is from RefSeq and is a predicted model, not a curated record. Gene Ontology annotation, cellular component: membrane. The coding region runs from base 1 to 717 and encodes 238 amino acids. The transcript is spliced from 3 exons. NCBI's taxonomy places the organism in Eukaryota, Metazoa, Echinodermata, Echinoidea, Camarodonta, Strongylocentrotidae.